This is a messenger RNA of Manis javanica (Malayan pangolin), 3872 nucleotides long. RefSeq names its product BCL2 family apoptosis regulator BOK (gene BOK). Gene Ontology annotation, molecular function: BH domain binding. Gene Ontology annotation, cellular component: mitochondrial outer membrane. Lineage: Eukaryota; Metazoa; Chordata; Mammalia; Pholidota; Manidae. The record is from RefSeq and is a predicted model, not a curated record. Gene Ontology annotation, biological process: release of cytochrome c from mitochondria; intrinsic apoptotic signaling pathway in response to DNA damage; regulation of apoptotic process.
CCCGGCUCAGGCGCGGACGGGGCGGGCGCCGGGCGGGGCGCGCACCCUCGCCGUUUGAAUGGGAGGAUCGAGGCCGGCGGAGGCGGCGGCGAGCAGAUCCUGAAGCCAGAGCUCGUUCCCGGCCCGGCGUCCUCGACAUGCGGCGGGAGAGGUGCCGCGCCCCCCGCCUGCGUCCCCGACAUGGAGGUGCUGCGGCGCUCCUCGGUCUUCGCCGCGGAGUUCAUGGACGCCUUUGACCGCUCGCCCACCGACAAGGAGCUGGUGGCCCAAGCCAAGGCUCUCGGCCGCGAGUUCGUGCACGCGCGGCUGCUGCGCGCCGGCCUCGCCUGGAGCGCGCCCGAGCGCGCCGCGCCCGCUCCCGGGGGCCGCCUGGCCGAGGUGUGCGCGGUCCUGCUGCGCCUGGGGGACGAGCUGGAGCUGAUCCGGCCCAGCAUCUAUCGCAACGUGGCGCGCCAGCUGAAUGUCUCUGUGCAGUCGGAGACUGUGGUGACGGACGCCUUUCUGGCUGUGGCGACCCAGAUCUUCUCUGCAGGCAUCACGUGGGGCAAGGUGGUGUCCCUGUACUCGGUGGCCGCGGGGCUGGCUGUGGACUGUGUGCGGCAGGCCCAGCCCGCCGUGGUCCACGCUCUCGUCGACUGCCUUGGAGAGUUUGUGCGCAAGACCCUGGCGGCUUGGCUGAGGAGGCGCGGUGGAUGGACCGAUGUCCUCAAGUGUGUGGUCAGCACCGACCCUGGCUUCCGGUCCCAUUGGCUGGUGGCCACACUCUGCAGCUUUGGCCGCUUUCUGAAGGCCACCUUCUUUGUGCUGUUGCCAGAGAGAUGAGUGGUCAGCAGGACCAGAGGCCACAGCCAGGCCCUCCGACCGAGUAGGCCCUGACCCCCAAAAUCAUCACCCUCCUCCCUGUCCAAGCUAGGCGCCCUGCCCCAUUGCUGGAGGCCUGGUCCUGAGCCUCCUCCACAGGCUAGGGCCUUCUGGAAGGAGACUGGGGCUUCCCUGGGCCUGGAGCUGGGCUUCAGCAUCGAUCUGUGGCCCCUCUUCACUGCUCCUCUUUGCCUGGGACCCCUGCUUAUCUCCUUUCUUUCUGGAGCCAGAAAGAGAGUCACCUCCCAGGCUCAAAGUCAGAGGAGCUGGGAGCACCUAGCUGUCACUGGACACGGGGGUCCCACCAGUGCAGGGGGCCAUGUCAGGACACGAGUCGGUCUCCGUCCCCAAGGGCAGUGGGCCCUGCACAUCUGGUCUGAAGGUGCCUCUGGCCUGGCCAGGCCUAGGGGAGCCGUGGGGUCUUCCUGACCCUGCAAACAGAGCGUCUGGCUUGUGUGCUCAUUGCUGACCCCAUUUCUGGAGGGGAGUGUGCACCCUAAAGCAGGGUCCCUGUGUGGCAGGGACUAGGGGAGUGGGGCCCAGACCCAAACACCUGACCCAUGAACACAAGCCCACGGGCAAGGCUGGCGUGUGCAUUGUCCGAUUCCAGUAAAGUUUCUGGCAGUGGAGUGCGACCACCUGCGACUGGAUGGGGCAGUGAACCCAGUGUUAGGACAGGAAGCACUGGAGUUCCCAGCAUCUCCCUAAUUAAGGCAGCUUCUGCCACCCGCCAUGGCACACGCACAUGCGCGCACAUCCGCACACAUACAGCUGUCACGCGGCAGGUGCCCAGUCGCCUUCCUCUCCGUGGCUGGCUGCCGGCCUAUGUCAGCCACGCCCAUGCCUUUGCUUUUCUGAGGGUGCUUUUCCUGUGGGGCCCACAGGGCCGGCCCCCCUCCCUGCUUCCUGGUGCAGGGAUGUCUUCCUGAAGCCUGAGGGCUCUGGCUAGGACACAGGUACUCUGGAGGGCUGUGGCGGGGCCUCGCCCAGCCUGUCUCCCUUCUGUAGGACAUACGGUUGAGCCGGGCACCCGCCGUCUCCUGGCCCAGCCCCCCACCUGGUCCUGAUGAGACGGAGGCCCCCAGAUGAGGCUUUCAUGCAGGCACUUACCUCCCCAGGGCCGGCUGUUCACUCUGCCUCGGAGGCUGUGGCCUUGGCCAUGGCCACUGAGGGAGGGAAGGGUCGGGGCAGGCAUGCAUUCCUCUGCUUCCUGGAGGAAUCCUUUGGUAUGUAUCCAGCAGAGGGAAGCAAUGUGACCAACACAGGACUCGGAAGGCACACAGGCUGGCCAUCCUCACGGUGUCAGAGGGCACAGUGGAGCGGAGCCUCUUUUCUGACAGCAGCACAAAAGUAAACGUGAGCCCUAUGUGAGGAAAACUAAAUAAACCGAGGGACAUGUGAGCGGGGGGCACAAGUGCCAGGAAAUCUGUCUCACAGAAGAGAUGCCUCACUUGUAAAUUUAUAAAUUUCAUACAAUCCUUAUGAAAAUACCAGCAUGGGUUUUUUUUUCUGGAUCCCAAUAAGCUAAUUAUAAAGUUCACAGGAGAGGAAAAUUUUAAAAAAGCCAAACACAGCUGGGAAAACCCUUAAAAAGAGGAGGAGAGGGGAGGGCCCAGCACCAUCUCUGCGGGUCUGCCCCUGAACCACAGGGUGCCGGGCUCCCUGCAGACAGGCCUGGGUGGGCCCGAGGCAGACCCCACGCCUACAAUGCCGUGUCUGUGACGGAGCGGCCCCGGGCAGCCGCGUGCUUGCUGACGCGGGGGCAGCGGUAAGCCGCCGGGGAAAAGCCAGGAGCCGCAGGGGCGGAUUCCACAUGGACCCAAGAGCAUCUAUAACCAUGAAAUGCCAGAAAAAAUGGGUGGCUUCCUUUGUAAUUGGGGUGUGGGUAACACCUUCCCAAACAUGAUUUAAAAUUUAGGAAUAAUAAAUGGAAAAAGAUGUUCAUAACACCUAGUAUUUUCAAAAAAUAUUUGUACCUUGAGACAGGAAGCAGUGUCUGUCGGGCUGGGGCGGCCGUCUAGUGGGCACAGGUGUCCCUUUGCAGCGACGAAAAUGUUUUAAAAGUAGAGGUGAUGGUUGCAUAACAUUGUGAAUGUACUAAAUGCCAUCUAGCUGUACACUUACUAUUUUAAUAUACUUUAAAAUGGUUAAAAUGGUGACCUUUGUCAUAAUAGUGUAUUUUACCUCAACAAAAGUGGUACCUUAAAAUUAAGAAUAGUAGGAUUAAUAUUCCUAAUUCCAAAGAGCCCAGCAGCUCCAAACAUCCAGAAAAAAAACAGAAUAUAAGAGAAAUGCAAACCCAAACUACCCCAAGAUGCCAUUUCUCACUUAUUAGGAGGCCUUCAUUCAACUUUGACAAGAUGGUGGUUCCCCCUCACAGGCCAGCAACCUCACAGAGGCUGUGGGAAUGCAAAUGGCACACUGAUGGGGUGGCCCUGGGCACCUCACAUACGCAUUUAUGGACUGGCAGCCCCACUUCUAGGAAUCUACCCUGGAGAUACACUGGCAAAAGUCCCGAACGACGUGCACACGAGGUUACCCACGCAGUGUUACCUGACUUGGCAGCAGACUGGAAAUGAGCAGAUGCCCUGCACUGGGGUGGUACUGGGUCAGUGGCCGGGCCACCUCUCGGAGCAGCACAACUCUGCUGGGCAAAGGCCUCUGCACUGACCGUGAAGUCAUGUAAGAUGUUCUGCAUGAGCAAAACUAACUUACAAGGACAGUUUGUGACAAAUGAAGCCGCACAUCAGGCUGGGGACACAAGCACCUAGACAGAUCACCUGUUCCAAUCAGAAUACAUUUUAACUUCAUGUCACCAGUGACAGGAAGGUGUGAAAACAAUAGCAAAAAGUCCAAAACCUCAGUCCUGUUAAUAACAUUAUUCUGAAAUAAUUCUAUGUAUCCUGUAGGACUGAGCAAAUAAUGUAAAGAACCAAGAUUUUCAUCUUCAAAGAGGUAAAACCAAAGAAUUUUAAAGUAACGAAUUUUAUAAUAAAUUUGAUUUGGAAACA